ACAGCUGCAUCAGCUGUGAGCCCGACAGAAAACCCCUUUUACUGCCCAUCGCUGCUUUGACAACAGAAACAUAUAUGAGAUUUCCUAUUACUCCUGAAAUGGCGUCACAAGAUGUACAACCAAACGAGUCUCUUUCAAACCUAAAAACGGAAUCGGAGACGUUGAAGAUUAAGCUCGAAGAUGAAAGAGCAAAGCUGCAUGAUGUCGAACUACAUCAAGUGGCUGAUAAAUUAGAUGGAUUGGGCCAGUUUGUGAUGAAGACCAGGCGCACUUUGAAGGGGCAUGGCAACAAGGUUCUUUGCAUGGAUUGGUGUAAGGACAAGCGGAGGAUUGUCAGCUCUUCACAGGAUGGAAAAGUAAUUGUGUGGGAUGCCUUCACAACUAACAAGGAGCAUGCUGUGACAAUGCCGUGUACCUGGGUGAUGGCCUGCGCCUAUGCUCCGUCGGGUUGUGCUGUGGCCUGUGGGGGGCUGGACAACAAAUGCUCAGUGUACCCUCUGUCUCUGGACAAGAAUGAGAAUCUCGCAGCUAAAAAGAAGUCUGUGGCCAUGCACACAAACUACCUUUCUGCCUGUAGCUUCACCAAUUCGGAUAUGCAGAUCCUUACAUCGAGUGGAGAUGGAACAUGUGCAUUAUGGGAUGUUGAGAGCGGGCAGCUGUUGCAGAGUUUCCAUGGACAUGCUGCAGAUGUGCUGUGCUUGGACUUGGCCCCUUCUGAGACAGGAAACACCUUUGUGUCAGGGGGUUGUGAUAAGAAGGCCAAUGUUUGGGACAUGCGCUCGGGGCAGUGCAUCCAGUCCUUUGAAACCCACGAGUCAGACAUCAAUAGUGUCAGGUACUAUCCCAGUGGAGAUGCGUUUGCGUCGGGUUCAGAUGAUUCUACGUGUCGACUGUAUGACCUGAGGGCAGAUCGAGAAGUGGCCAUUUACUCCAAAGAGAGCAUCAUAUUUGGUGCCUCAAGUGUGGAUUUCUCUCUCAGUGGUCGGUUACUUUUCUGUGGCUACAACGAUUACACCAUCAACGUAUGGGAUGUUUUGAAGGGGACCAGAGUGUCUAUUCUGUUUGGACACGAGAAUCGUGUGAGCACUCUGCGUGUGUCUCCAGAUGGAACAGCCUUCUGUUCUGGCUCCUGGGACCAUACCCUGAGGAUCUGGGCCUAAAGAUGGAAACGAAGACAGUGAAAGAGAAAACGUCAGCUGAAAGAGAUGGAAACUCUGCCUCAGUACAAUCAUAGAUAUGUGUUUAGGUGUAUUCCACGUGAUACAAGUUUAAUAUAUCAUAUACAAAUGCAUAUCAGAUAAACAACUUUAUAGCAUUGGGGACUAUCAUUUUUAUUGUGAUUAAUUUGCAAGGUGGAAGAUAUUUAGAAGCAUUGAAAAUGUUGAAGGAAACCUUUUUGGCUGAUUAGAUGAAUACUGUACAUGGACGCUUUGCUCAGAUUGUUUCAAUCUGUUGGAUAAACAAAAGUGUACAUGAUGAUGUAGAAAUGUGCAAAAAUGCGUAGAGACUGUUUGUUGAAUGUUCUGGUCUUAAUAUAUAAUUAUUUAGUAAAGCUUUGCUGACAUACCAGUGAUAGAGAAGAAACCACCCAGAAGACAAGUCUGUCUCACUUUAUGUCACUUUAUCUUCCUAAUAAUUUAGUGUUGUACUUUUUAAUGUUUUCUUCCCGUAUUCCUCAACUACGUAUUCCUCUACUGUGGAAUUUACGUUUUCUGUUACUUGAGAGAUCCUGGCCUACACAGUAGACGAAUUCCUGAUGUUUAUCAGCACUCAAAUAAAAACAAUCCACCUAUUAGAAUGAAGACUACUUCUGUUUGUGCCAUUGGUGUAUUAAUCAUAAUUUUAAUUCUUGUUGCAAUUAUUUUACUGUAGUUAAAUGUAUAUAGCUUACAAGUUGCUAAAAUAAGGAAACAUUUACCCAAAUCACAAAAACAUAAUAAAC
Molecule: messenger RNA, 1942 nt
Organism: Osmerus eperlanus (European smelt)
Lineage: Eukaryota; Metazoa; Chordata; Actinopteri; Osmeriformes; Osmeridae
Gene: gnb5a
Product: guanine nucleotide binding protein (G protein), beta 5a
Exons: 11
Coding region: 75-1160 (361 amino acids)
Biological process (GO): G protein-coupled receptor signaling pathway; G protein-coupled dopamine receptor signaling pathway
Cellular component (GO): heterotrimeric G-protein complex; cytoplasm
Molecular function (GO): protein binding; signaling receptor complex adaptor activity
Source: RefSeq, a predicted model, not a curated record